AUGCACUUCAAACUCACCCUCCUAACGAGCUUCAUCGCCGCCGUGACCCUCACGGCCGCGCACCCACACGCCCCCGUCCAUCAACGCUCCCGUCUCGCCCACCGCCAGGCCGACAACACAACCUGCGACCUCACCACGCAGACGCCCCCAGCAAACACCCUCACACCCCCAAGCACCAUCGACACCUCCCUAAAACUCCUCAUGGUCGCCGAGGGCCGCGGCACCCAAAACUACACCUGCUCCUCCCCAACCGCAACCCCCACCCCCUUCGGCGCCAUCGCAACCCUCUACGACGCCUCCUGCUCCUCCCCAUCAUCAAACACCAGCACCCGCCCCCGACGUCCCCGGCAGGAGAACCCAGAUGCUCCCCGCAUGAUAGGCGUCCACUUCUUCACUUCCUCCCUCACACCCGACUUCUUCAUCCCCGCCCUCGGCGGCAACACCCUCGCCAAGAAAGCAGAAGACAUGCCCGCGCCUGACGCCUCGGGCGCCAACGUCCCCUGGCUGCGUCUCGAGGCCGACGUCGCGGGGAGCCAGACGGGCGUGAGGCAGAUUUACCGCGUACCCUCCCUCCAGGACUUCCAACGUCAAGAUACAGCACAGUCGCUCAAAGACAACCCUAACCCUAACUACCUUUGA
This is a messenger RNA of Aaosphaeria arxii CBS 175.79, 639 nucleotides long. RefSeq lists its product as uncharacterized. Bases 1 to 639 code for a protein of 212 amino acids. NCBI's taxonomy places the organism in Eukaryota, Fungi, Ascomycota, Dothideomycetes, Pleosporales. The record is from RefSeq and is a predicted model, not a curated record. The transcript is spliced from 2 exons.